Ceraceosorus guamensis is the source of this 1351-nucleotide messenger RNA. RefSeq lists its product as hypothetical. Lineage: Eukaryota; Fungi; Basidiomycota; Exobasidiomycetes; Ceraceosorales; Ceraceosoraceae. The transcript has a single exon. The record is from RefSeq and is a predicted model, not a curated record. Bases 265 to 1176 code for a protein of 303 amino acids.
GCUCCUGCACCAUCGUCGUCUCCUGCCUUUCCUGGCGGGAUCGGUCGCUUCGCUUGACAACGCUUCCAUGUGCGCCUGCUUUGCUUUGCUCCGCGAUGGUUGCGCGCUGCUCGAUCUCCUCUUCCUCAGUCAUAGCGCGGUCUGAUCUCGCGAGGGUACGACAGUGGACAGAACUUAAACCACGCAUUCUGCCGGGCUGCAGCUCAGCGCUUGUAGGGCCUUCCGUGACGGACCUGACUGUGAGUACUAUUUGCACGUCUCGAGAUGCAUGUCAAAGCAAGUGCCCGUCUUCGUUCCCGCCUUGCCUCCUGGUCGACACGAUCCGUCCACUCGUUGCGGUCUCGAAGCCCUUGGCUGCGAUUGCGCGUCAGCGCAUAUUUGCAAUCAAGUGAGACGCCCCAAGCGCAAGAAGCAGUUGCGACUGCUGUUUUGCCUUGCUGGGCUCUCUUGCAAAGGGAGAUCGCAGCUUGUUUACAUGAAGUCGAUCAGCCACGCGGUCCGAGCUCUCACACAAUCGGCACUUGGUGCCUGGUCGUUGCUCGGAGCCUCUGCGAAUGCUUCCCGGGCAUGGGCUUGUGGAUUGGCACUGAGAGCUGCUCUGAAAGGGCCAUCCACGAUGGUCACAUUGCAUUGCUGCAGCAGUCAAGUGUUUGCGUCCUCUGGCAGCCACGGCGGAUGGUCCCCGCUGCACUCAUCAGCACAGCAGGCGUCCGAGGUCAUCUGCGCAAUCCAGACUUGACGUUGGCUGCCAGAGUCAGAGUCGUGCUCCCAUCCACUUCUGCCAUGAUCGGACCCGAGCAGUGCGGGCUUGCCCCGGAUGAUUCGUCACUGCUUGCAAAAGCCUCUUCAUCCUCAUCGAGAAAGUCGAACCACUUUUGCGAAUCUCCCUCGACCACCACGUCGUGCCCGGCUCGUAGAGCUCUCGUCCAUCGCCUCCGGCUCCAUCAGCGCGUAAUGGCUUCUCCAGCGCUACGAGUCUCCUCUGUCUGGCCUUGCCCUGGUUCAAGACAGACAUUCGCGAGACACUUCACGCUUUCGCGAGACACUUCACGCUUUGCCCUCGGAGGUCAAGCCUCCAAGAUCCAUCUGGCUUGUGGUUACGCAGUUUUGGUGCCGCAUCAUCGCACCGCUCUCAUGCCACAAGAUGGCUAUCUGCAACGGACUGGAUGGCUUUGACGCCACCGAGAUGAUGCCUCUGCUGACGCUCAUCUUUCUCACUGGUUGGGCGAUCUGGAAACAGAGCCGGACCAUAACAAGCCGUCGCAGGUCUCGCAUUUGGCCUGCAAAGCAUUUCAGUCAAGUAUCUGCUUGACCUCUCGCAACGACCUCAAAGUCUGUCGCGAGCACAUCA